CGCCUGCUGACGUUGCCACUUGCCAGCUGGUGUGUCCGUGUGCCGUGUGAGCUUGUGUGUGCGUGUGUGUGCGUGUUUGUGCGUGCGUGGGUCUCUCUGCCGCAUAAAAUUUGGAAUUUCGACUUGGAUUUCCGACCGGGACAAGGGGCUGCGAUGCGAGUGGAAGCUGUGUGGUGCACGCUGCUAGGCAGCCUGCUGCUGUGGAGCGGCAGAGCCCACGCCUGGCACUCGGAGGAGCUGGAGAUCUUCGAUUUGGUCGAGGAGGUGAAUCGCAACUUCUACGAAUUCAUGGGCAUUAACCAGACAGCCACCGGGGCAGAGGUGAAGCGCGCCUUUCGCACACUAUCGAUUGUCCUGCAUCCGGACAAGAAUCCCGCCGAGGAUGCCAAUAUCCAGUUUCGCAACCUCGUCUCCAUAUACGAGGUCCUCAAGGAUCCGUCGCGACGUGAGAAGUACGACCGGGUGCUAAAGGAGGGCAUGCCCAACUGGAAGUCGGCGCUGUACUACUACCGUCGCAUGCGCAAGAUUGGCCUCUACGAGGGCGCCUUUAUCCUGUUCCUAAUCACCACCGUGGGCCAGUACCUGUUCGCCUGGGCCGCCUACCUCGAAAAGAAGUACACCGCCGAGCAGGUGUUCGGCACCAAGCUGAAGAAGUUGCAGAAGAAAAACAAGAACAUUGACAUGGACGUGAUACUCAGCGAAAUACCGAUGCCCUCGCUGCUCAACACACUGCCCAUCCAGAUACCGCUGGCGCUAUGGAACCUGCCGCGGACCAUCAAGAAUGGUUUCAGCAAGGCCAACGAGCUGAAGGAGCUGGCGCUGGAGAAGCGCAGGCAGGAACUGGAGGCCGCCCGACGCCAAGAGGAACUGGAACGGGAGGCCGAGGAGCAGGCACGCCUGCGCAAGGAGCACAAGGAGAACCUGCGAAAGCGCAAGCAGAACACCAAGGCUCCGGAGAAAACCGAGGAGGAACUGCGCGGCUAUUCGCAAAUCCAGGCCCGCGAGAUGACCGACGACGAUGCUGUGCGUCCCGCUUCUCAAAAGAGCUCUGUGAGUGGUGGCUUCUGGACAGACGAGGAUCUCACCGAGCUAAUUCGCCUAGUUAAGAAGUAUCCCGGCGGAGCUGGUAGCCGCUGGAACACCAUUGCCGAGUCCAUGAAUCGUAGUGUUCAGGAGGUCACCUUUAUGGCGGCCAAAAUGAAGGAAAAUGGCUACCGAAUACCCGGCCAAACGGACAGCGUGGCCGAGACUCUCGUCCAGGAGUCCCAGCAGGCGCAGCGCAAAGAAAAGGUCAAAAAGUCUGCGGCAACGGCGGCAACAUCUGCCGCCGCCGCUACUACCGCCUCCGGGGAGAAGAGCAUGCUCAUCCCGGAAACCAACUGGACGCAGGAGCAGCAGCGGGCUCUUGAGGCGGCCAUCGUCAAGUACCGGAAGACGGCUGGCGGCGAUCGCUGGCAAAAGAUUGCCAACAGUGUGCCAGAGAAGACGAAGGAAGAGUGCCUGGUGCGCUACAAGUAUCUCUGCGAGCUGGUCAAGACGCAGAAGCGGGCCGAGGAGGAGGCCAACGAGGCAACAGGCGACGAUGUGACCGCCGUUGAGGAGGUGCUGCCAGAGGACGAGCCGCCGCCGCCGCCGGCAGAAGCACCAGCAGCUGCGGCGCCUGCCACUAAAAAGCUAAGCAAGCGGGAGCAGCGUCGCCGGAAGCGAGAUCUCUCAAGCGGCGAGGACUCGGACGAUGCAUAUCAGUACGAGAUCAGUUAGAUACCAGUCCUCCUGCUCCGGCAGUUCCUCGCGUGGCUCAAACCUAGUUGUAAUUGAAUUUUUUUUAUACUUUGCAUUAAAAACUCUCUGACCUAGCA
This is a messenger RNA of Drosophila kikkawai, 1859 nucleotides long. RefSeq lists its product as uncharacterized. Lineage: Eukaryota; Metazoa; Arthropoda; Insecta; Diptera; Drosophilidae. Gene Ontology annotation, cellular component: endomembrane system. The record is from RefSeq and is a predicted model, not a curated record.